GGCGCUAUGCUUAGUCGAACAGCUUUAGUAGAGAGCUCGAAUAGAGCCCGUCGAUACUUUGUCUGGACCGCACAUCACAGUGUCUAUGACGGCUGGAGCUUAGCAAAAAUGCCGGAACUAUUAGGACGACUCUUAACGGGCGAGCCACUUUCGACUCAGGUGCCAGUCUCGCGUUUCAUGGGGUACUUAGCUCGGCAGGACAUGGAACAGACGAAAGCGUUUUGGCAGAAGCACCUUCAGGAUGCUACCUGGGCGCGAUUUCCAUCGCUGCCGUCGGCGCAACACAAUGUGAGCCCGAGUAGCAUGAUCCAGUGCCAACUCAAGGUUCCGCAGGUAGCAGAAGGGGUAACGACUUCUACAAUGCUACGGACCGCUUGGGCCCUGUUGGUUGCCGCCUCUACUGGUGCUAAUGAGGCUGUCAUUAGUGUUGUACUUUCGGGGCGUAUGGCGACUAUAGAAGGCAUUACGGAUCUCGUAGCUCCGACUAUUACGUCGGUGCCCUUCCGUGUCUGCGCUAUGCGCGAUCGAUCAGUGCGCGACUUUCUCGCCGACGUACAGAAGCGAGCUACGGAGAUGGUUCCUUACGAGCAUACCGGCCUUCAGAACAUUCGGCGUAUGGUUCCCAAUCUUGGACCAGAGUUCGACCCGGGUCACAGCUUCGUAGUUCAGCCAGCGGACGAGAGCGAGUCAGCAAACCCUAUCCCUUAUGCCGAUUUCGAGCGGAGCGCUACCUCUACGAACGCCUUUGACGGGUACGCCUUAACAGUCGAGUGCACUAUGAGCUUAGAGGCAAGCGACGUUAGCGUUGAAUUCCGCUACGACGACGCAGUCCUCCCCACUGGUAAUGCUCAGCGUCUGCUUGCCCAGUUCAACCAUGUCGUGCAGGAGCUCGCA
This is a messenger RNA of Zasmidium cellare ATCC 36951, 894 nucleotides long. RefSeq lists its product as uncharacterized. The annotation marks the transcript as partial. Gene Ontology annotation, cellular component: cytoplasm. The record is from RefSeq and is a predicted model, not a curated record. Lineage: Eukaryota; Fungi; Ascomycota; Dothideomycetes; Mycosphaerellales; Mycosphaerellaceae. Gene Ontology annotation, molecular function: phosphopantetheine binding; catalytic activity. The transcript has a single exon. Gene Ontology annotation, biological process: amino acid activation for nonribosomal peptide biosynthetic process; secondary metabolite biosynthetic process.